UUUACGCCUUUCUGGAAUCCACGUGAGGAUCUGGGCUAACUCAUUAGCUUAGCCGGAUCGUUACAAAUGGCGCCCGAACUGUGAAUGAAUACCCUUAGAAGGAAAGGUUUGGACACUGGACAGUGAGUAUAUUUGGAGUAUCUCUUUGGUGGAUAACGAAGGAAGCAGGCGAACUAUUUUUGGAAUUCGACUUUUUAUUUCCUUGCCUCGCGCACGUUGGCUAGCGGAUUUACGAUAUUUCAUUCACUCGUGCACGGUGUGGCAACCUAAAACUCCAGUUGGACAGACCGUGGGACAUUUUUCCUCGUCUUUUUCCCAUUUCCUGCGGAGUUCUACGCGCCGUGAAAGAGAGGAGAGGGAAAUUUUAAAAGGAAAAAAAAAAAGGGGGUUAAAGGUUAAUUGUAUGUGAGUGUGUAAUAUAUGUUAAUAGUUAAUAGCUAAAUAAUGAAAACUGACCAGUGCUGAGUUUAAGAGUAAUUCAUCAUGUAAGGUUAUUUGAUGAUAUUAUUUUCUUAUGUAUUGUAAUACACUGAGUGUCUUCCUAUUGCACAUGUGCUGUUUUAACCUGCUUUAGGAUAAUUUUUUUUUCCAGUUAUUCAUGGUCACGUUUCUGUUUUGAUUCUCUCAGUGCAUUUACAAUGGCUAGACGUAUUGUUGCAUUUGUGGAUGACGAUGGUGAAGGUGAUGGUGUUCCACUUGGGCUGUUGGGUGAUGAUUCGGUCACAAUUCAGCAUCUUGCUGCUCAGGUAAAAAAGUUACAGCAACAAGUAGAGAUGCUGACAUCUGCAUUUAGUAUGUCUGUUGACUUGCAACACAGCUUGCUACAGCAGUUGGAGAUCCAGACCUCUUCACACUCACAGGGACCAGACACACAUGCCCAUCCUAUGUUUACCUCCACCCCUGCUACACGCACACUCACAAAGCGCAAUAGUCGAGAUGCCGAGGAUUCUCAACAUUCGCAUGGACAGGAUGCUGGUGCCCAUCCUGGGCACACUUCUCUCACUGCGGCACACACUCUCUCUGAAUGCACAGCCCGGUCAUGUCCACACCCCCCGCUGGUUAGUUCUGCUCACCUUUCUGGCCUUGUGCCACCCAAGUUUGAUGGGGGUGAUUCUAUUGACCCAGAGGAUUGGCUUCAGUCUGUUUCGUUGUACAAAACAGCGGUUGGCUUACCUGAUACUCGGUUUUUUCUAGAGUUGACGAGGCUGUUUGAGAGGGAGCCUCGGAAGUGGUACUCUGCCAUGCAGCCCCACCUACUGUCGUGGGAACAUUUCUCAGAUCUCUUUCGUCAAGCAUUCUUACCAACAGACAAUGAAGAGAAGAUCUGGAGAGGGAUUUUAGACAGUGUUCAGGCUUCUGAGGAAUCACUUCCCACCUUUGUCGCUCACCUGGUGACUGAGUUCAAACGACUGAGGCAACCACCAUCUGAGCAAGAACAGAUCGAGGUGAUUUGCCGGCAUGUCUCAGACCAGUAUAGACUGGCCCUCCAUGCGGCCGCACCCACAACUUUAACUGAGCUGCUCCUGACUGCCCAUGAGCUACACGCUGCCUUGGGGCCUAUCUCCCCUAACAGGACUGCCACUUCUGCUCAGCUGACCCAGCGACCAAACUUGCACUGCUACAAAUGUUUUACCCCCGGGGUCACCACGCGUAACUGUGGGACCUGUAGGAAAACUAGGCAGAGUGGAAACACAGAACCUGGUGGGGGGGCAGCUGCGAGUCCUCAGGCAGAUCAAGAGAACCCAAACGCUCCACAAGACACUAGGGGUGACCCGGGUGCUCGACCGCGUAGGUUUCAGCGGCCCCGGGGUGGAAACCAGAACCUGGAACCGGGGCCCAGCGUACAGAGCACAGGGGGUUCUCACUCCGUUAAUUUGGUGCAGGACAGCCCACGGAAGUCUAAGAACUCCCCUUUGUCGUCAGUGGUAAUGGUUAACCAAGUUUUUCUGAAGGCGACAUUGGAUACGGGUGCGUCCAUUUCAGCAGUCCAUCCAUCCACUCUCCUUAGAUGUGGAAUAAAUGAGGAUAUUGUUCUCCCUUGGACUUUCUCCCCACUUGAGUUGGCUGACUCAAAACAGUGCACUCCUUCGGGUGUUGUGUGGCUGCCCGUGAGCUUGUUGGGUCACUUGUUCACACAUCGCUUUGCUGUGAUUCCAGACCUGUCUUGUCCCAUUCUUUUGGGUACUGAUUUCAUGAUCCAGGCAGAUGUUCAUAUUCAUCCGGCCACAGGUAAUGUUAGGUUGGGAGACAAUGCAAACUACGCACCAGACCUAGGCCUGUUGGAGGGGGAGUUUGGGGACUUGGAAGGUCAUGUAGCUUGCCUGACUUUUAAGGAUACCAAAGUUGAUUUUAUCCCAGUGUUGGAUCAGGCAGCUUUACUUCCGGCAGACAAGGAACGGCUGGCAAGCCUGUUGCGAGACUUUGAAUAUCUUUUCAGUGGAAAGCUGGGGAAGACCUCAUUGGUUGCACAUAUAAUCGACACAGGAACUGCGAAACCGGUGUGCCUUCCUCCCUAUCGUGCCUCACCCGCUAAAAGAAAGAUUAUCGAAGAGCAGAUUUCUAAAAUGUUGGAGGAUGCCCAUUUCACGUGGUCUCCUGAGUGCCAGCAGUCUUUUGAUCACCUGAAGCUGCGGCUGACUAGGGCACCAGUACUUGUUUUACCUAAUUUUGGGAAGCCUUUUACAGUUCAUACGGAUGCUUGCGAUGUUGGCCUCGGGGCCGCAUUGACCCAGACUGGGGAAGAUGGCUUGGAAAGGGCUGUCGCAUUUGCAAGCCGCACACUUCACAAGUCAGAGCGCCUAUAUUCCACUUCUGAGAAAGAGUGCCUUGGGGUGAUUUGGGCUCUCGAACACUUUCGUCCAUAUGUUGAGGGCUCCUAUGUAACAGUUGUUACGGAUCACAACAGCUUGAGGUGGCUGAUGUCAAGGCCCUCCCCCUCAGGGCGAUUAGCUAGAUGGUGCCUACGACUACAAGACUUUGACUUUGAAGUGGUCCACAGACCAGGCUCUGCAAAUUUGGUUCCAGAUGCCCUUUCGCGGAACCCUGCCUGUGAUCCUACCGAGCCCGUAGACCUGUUGCCAUCAUACGCCACUAUUGGCUCUUUGAACCUCAGACGUCAACCACUGUUAAUAUUGGAGGACAAGCAACAGCUUAAGUCGCUCCAGCAGGGCGACCAGGUAAUCGCAUCGCUGUUCACGGAACUGGAGAGCGGAUCCUGUGUGGACUCAACGGAUUUUUGCAUUCAGGACGGUUUGGUUUACUUCAUGGACAAGAGGGCUUCCUGCCGGCUUCAUCCUCUUAAGGCCCUGCGUUUCUAUGUGCCGGGACUCCUCCGUGGUACUUUACUGAGAUAUUUUCAUGACCACCCGAUGGGGGGCCACCUAGGCAUUACCAAAACCCUUGGGCGCUUACAGAGACGAGUUUAUUGGCCAGGUAUGAGGGGUGAUGUCAAGAGGUAUGUCCAGUCCUGCGUGACCUGCCAGUUGUCCAAGCCAGCCAAUCAGAAGCCUGGGGGCUAUCUGAAACCAGUAGUCGCUACAUAUCCAUGGGAGUUUGCUGGUGUUGAUUUCAUGGGUCCCCUCCCCAGAUCCGGCCGUGGGAAUGAAUAUAUUUUAGUUUUCAUUGACUAUUUCACCAAGUGGGUGGAGAUCUGUCCAGUUCGAGAGGCUACAGCGGCGACUGCGGCCCGCAAGUUUGUCUCUGAGGUGUUUGCGAGACAUGGCGCUCCUGCGCACCUGGUCUCUGACAGAGGUGUUCAGUUUGUGAGUGACUUCUUUGAGGAGGUUGUUGCUGCCAUGGGCUCAGACCACAGGCUGACUACAGCCUACCACCCCCAGUCGAACCAGACGGAACGAGUGAACCGUACUAUUAAGACUGCAAUCCGUGCUUAUGUGGGGCGAAAACACAGAGACUGGGACCUCCACUUGCCGCUGAUAUCCUUUGCGUUGAGAACAGCUCCACACCAGAGUACGGGAGAUACCCCAGCUUUUCUUUUGUAUGGCAGAGACCUCAAUACACCCCUUGAUUUGUGGUUGUCACCAAGCCCGCAAUACAUGGCUGAUUCUGUAGCGGACUACAAGGUGGAGCUCACUUCCGCCCUGAGAGAGGCGUAUGAUCAUGUGAGGGAGUCCCUAGCGGAGAGCCAGUCCACACAGAAAAAACAUUAUGAUAAGAAUCGGCGUGCCGUCUCGUUCCAGGUCGGUGACUUGGUUAAACUGAAAGCCCAUCCUCGGUCGGAUGCCUCGGCGGGUUUCUCGGCCAAGCUUGCCCCAGUCUAUAAAGGCCCAUACAGGAUUACCAAAGUUUUGUCUGAGCUGAAUUACAAGUUGUCCAGGGUGGCGGAUGCAGCUGAUGGUGGUGUUCACCAUGUUUCUAAUUUACUUCCAUUUUUUACUUGGGAUGACAAGGAGGACCUGGAGUGUUUGCCCCAGCAGUUGGCUGAGACCAAUUUGCAGGAGCAAGAGGCCUGUGUCCCUGAUGAGCAGGACGUAUUUGGCUUUGAUACCCUGUUUACGGAGCCGGACGUCCAUGACCAGUUGGCGGCUGCUCCGACUGUGGGGACACAGCCUCCCUCAGUUGAUAGUCCUGUGGUCACGCCCCCUGUAAACUUUUCCUCACCCCGCGCUGACGCUCACCUCCAGCACCCACAACUUGUGCGCAUGCACACACAUCCGUAUUUUCUUCGCAGUGGAUGUGCUGGUGAUUCCUGCCUCACAUACGCACAGCCCUUUCAUGCGGAAACACGCUCAUUCUCGCAACACCCUACUCAUCCCACACAACCUGCCCACACGGCACACCCAUACUUGCUCCGUCCUAGGCGCACACCAAGGGUUACCAGUGGGUGGGAUGUCAACAGAUGGACAAACCCUUAUUUUGCUUUGCAAUUUGGGUUUUGACAUGUUUUAUGAUGUUCUGUUUGUUAUUUUGGGGUCUUAUUGUAUUUUGUGUGCGAAAGAAAAUGUUUUUCUUUGGCUGGUCUGGAGACUAGCGGGUAUUGAAAUGUUUGAAGGGGUUAUGGCUGCAGUGUGCACCACUUGUUCUUGAGAUACUGUUCAGACCUGUGUGUUUUAAGCCUUUAUUGUAAUAUCUUCUGUUUCACUUUCUGCUUUAACAGUGUGAAGUUUGUGGAAAGAAGAGGGGGGAAAAAAAAAAAAAGAAUAAUUUAAAGGAUGCUGUUCUGGCUGUGUAAUGUUGGGCUAUGGUAUUAUGCUGGGCAACUGUCUUUACUUUCUUUUAUGUGCCACUGUUUGUCUCUGUUAUGCAGUGAUGUGCUACAGUGAAGGGGUAGAUGUUUUAUUUCUGUUGUGGUCUGAGGACAGCCCUUGAUCUAAGUG
Scleropages formosus (Asian bonytongue) is the source of this 5333-nucleotide messenger RNA. RefSeq lists its product as uncharacterized. The record is from RefSeq and is a predicted model, not a curated record. Gene Ontology annotation, molecular function: nucleic acid binding. The transcript is spliced from 2 exons. Gene Ontology annotation, biological process: DNA integration. The coding region runs from base 639 to 4895 and encodes 1418 amino acids. Lineage: Eukaryota; Metazoa; Chordata; Actinopteri; Osteoglossiformes; Osteoglossidae.